Onthophagus taurus is the source of this 910-nucleotide messenger RNA. It is a transcript of the gene SrpRbeta, whose product is annotated as Signal recognition particle receptor beta. Gene Ontology annotation, cellular component: Golgi apparatus. Gene Ontology annotation, molecular function: GTPase activity; GTP binding. Gene Ontology annotation, biological process: Golgi to plasma membrane protein transport; intracellular protein transport; protein localization to Golgi apparatus. Lineage: Eukaryota; Metazoa; Arthropoda; Insecta; Coleoptera; Scarabaeidae. The record is from RefSeq and is a predicted model, not a curated record.
CCAAUAUAACACAAACUGCUUUCAAAUUGUUUGACAUUUGUGUGUAUAUUCAUUAUUUAUCGUGUUGCAGAAAGUGAGGUUGUGUAUGAAUUUUCGAUAUUUACAACAUUUAAAACUAUUUUAAAAUGGAAAACGAGCAUACAAAUGAAUCAAAAGAGACAAUUUCAUAUUCUCCUAUAAUAGUAGCCCUAAUAACGUUGUUAAUAACUAUUGUUUUAUUCUUCAUUUACAAAGCCAAACAAUCAUCUAAAAGGACUGUUUUAAUAACAGGCUUAUGCAAUUCAGGUAAAACUCUAUUAUUUACAAGGUUGGUUCAUCAGAAAUUUGUGGAUACCUAUACAUCCAUGAAAGAGAACACCGGUAAUUAUUUAAUCAAUAAUUUAUCCUUACGUAUUGUUGAUAUUCCUGGACAUGAGAGGGUUAGAGACAAAUUUUUUGAAAAAUACAAGAAAGAAGCUAGAGCUUUGGUUUAUGUAGUCGAUUCAAGUCUGAUUGAAAAGGAAGUUCGUGACGUUGCUGAAUAUUUGUACAACAUUUUAUUGGAACUUGGGGCAAUGAAUAAUAAAGUGAAAGUAUUGAUUUUGUGCAAUAAACAAGACGUAGCGUCAUCAAAGAAUAGUAUGGCUGUCAAAUGUAUAUUAGAAAAAGAAUUGACUACUUUACAACGCACUAAAUCAAGUCAAUUAGAUUCUGUUGAUCCAAAAGUAAAAAAAGGUGACAGUUUCUUAUCAGAAGGAGAAGAUUUUCACUUUUCUUUAUUAUCACCUAUUCAAAUAGAAUUUGCGAAUGGUUUUGCUACCAAUGAAACUAAAGAUUCUAUAAAUGUUGAUGAAUUGGAAAAGUGGUUGGUCAAAGUAGCUUAAAGUUUUCCAUUUUUUUUUUUGUAUGAAAUGAAUUUUUUAAAUAAUUA